Molecule: messenger RNA, 1111 nt
Organism: Cyprinus carpio (common carp)
Lineage: Eukaryota; Metazoa; Chordata; Actinopteri; Cypriniformes; Cyprinidae
Exons: 1
Coding region: 58-1017 (319 amino acids)
Biological process (GO): DNA integration
Molecular function (GO): nucleic acid binding
Source: RefSeq, a predicted model, not a curated record
CUUAUCACCAAAUGCACAACCUGCCGCAGGUUAAGGGGAAAUGUACAACAACAAAAGAUGGCAGAAAUUCCAGCCGAUCGUCUCAUCCAAACUCCUCCUUUCACAAAUGUCGGAGUGGAUGUGUUUGGACCAUGGAACAUCUGCAUCCGCAGGACAAGAGGUGGAGUGUCAGAGAACAAACGCUGGGCACUAAUGUUUACCUGUUUAGUUACACGUGCAGUCCACAUCGAGGUAGUUGAGUCCCUCUCAACUUCAAGUUUCAUAAAUGCUCUCAGAAGGUUCCUUGCCAUAAGAGGACCCACCAAGUUCUUUAGAUCAGAUUGUGGAACGAACUUCGUUGGAGCGUGCAAAGAGCUUCAGAUAAGUUCAGAAGAUCCUGAGUUUCAAUCCUACCUCAAAAAUGAGACAUGCACUUGGAAGUUUAACCCACCUCACUCCUCUCACAUGGGAGGAGUGUGGGAAAGAAUGAUCGGAGUGGCCCGACGUAUUCUGGACGCUAUGUUGCUGAAAGUUCACUCUCCAAAUCUGACUCACGAAGUACUUGUGACGCUCAUGGCAGAGGUAACAGCCAUAAUGAAUGGUCGUCCAUUAGUACCUGUGUCUUCCGAUCCUCAACAACCCGACUUGCUGACGCCAAGGGCCCUUCUUACACAGAAAAUCUGUCCCGUCUCUAUUCCACCUGGAGACUUUGAUCCUAAGGACUUGUACCGUAAGCAAUGGAAACAGGUGCAAAGUCUUGCCAACUCAUUCUGGAAACGAUGGCGAGAAGAAUAUCUAGCAACGCUUCAACCAAGAAGAAAAUGGCAAGCAGAUCAUACAAACUUAACCAUCGGUGAUGUUGUUCUCCUAAAGGACACUCAGGUUAAAAGAAACGAAUGGCCUACUGGACUUAUUGUGAACACUUACCCUGGUCGAGAUAAGAGAGUACGGAAAGUAGAUGUACGAAUAAUUAAAGAAGGUACUGCUAAGGUGUACACAAGACCCAUUUCAGAAAUUGUGUUGUUAGUUAAAGGUUAAUAGUGUUAUAGCAGUAUACCAGGCGGGGAGUGUGCUGCCCCCUUGUGGGAAGAGUUGUUUGUGUUUUGAGUUUCUUGCAUUUUGUCCACGUAGA